Aspergillus affinis is the source of this 2988-nucleotide messenger RNA. Its product is annotated as aromatic acid exporter family protein. Bases 1 to 2988 code for a protein of 995 amino acids. The record is from RefSeq and is a predicted model, not a curated record. NCBI's taxonomy places the organism in Eukaryota, Fungi, Ascomycota, Eurotiomycetes, Eurotiales, Aspergillaceae. The transcript has 4 exons.
AUGAUAAACACUGCCAAUUCCUCAUCCACGGGGGAUGAAGGCCCCAUGAAGACCCUUCAACAGACGGUCCUGACCGGGAAGAAGAGGCGCCUGCCGCCAUUCCUGGACCAUUUCAACGCUCGCGACUUGAAGAUCCUAUGUCGUUGUUGGAUAGCAGCGUGGGUGGCUUGCCUUUUGUUUAUUAUUACGCCCUCUUUGUCAAGUUUGGGAACUGCGACCUUCUUCGCCUGUCUGGUUUUGUUGAUGCUUCCACCGAGCACUGUGGUAUUCAUCUACCUCCUUGGAGCAUUUUCCCUGUAUCUGGGAAUAUGUUUAGCUUGGGCAUGGGGCGUCAUCACAACGAAGGCCGCUUUAGCGGCCAGGCCGGCAGAAGCCACCCAAGCCCAAUUGAUGGCGUUGCAACAAACCGCCCAGCAACGAGCCAACGCGACCGGGGAACCAGUCACCAGCGUAGCUCAGGUGUUGAUCUACGAUGGGCACAUGCUGGACGCACGGGUGACUGCCGUGACUUACUGUAUGAUUUGCACCUUCAUUUAUUUCAUGGCUCGACUCCGGGCCAGUAACCCCAAAGCCACCUUCACGGCGAUAUUUGCAAUCAUCAUCUCGGACCUGUUUCUGCUCUUCACUCCGCUGCUUCCCUCGUUCUCGGGUACUCUCCCCUUGACAUUGGCCAAACCGGCAGCAGUUGGGAUCGGCCUGGGGUUCGCAUCCUCGAUUCUCUUCUUUCCACAGUCAACGUCGAGUGUUGUCUUGGUUAGUAUGGGGGACAUCAUCGAAUUGCUUACGCACCCUCUGGCUUUUACAAUGGCCACUCUGGGCCAACGUGACCCGGACCUGAAUGUCGACCAACUGCGAAAGACGCAGGCCGGUAUCAUUGGCGCGUAUCGGAAAAUGGAACCAGCUCUGGCUUUCCUACCCUUGGACUUCUCCGUCGGGUGCUGGGGAGCUCAGAACGUCGGAACCUUCAAGGAACCGCUCCGGCAGACGAUUUCUGCCACUCUUUCGUUGCUCGAACUUCACAUCAACCGGCUCUCGGGGCGAGAGCGCGCAAAGGAGGUUUUGCUGAAAUACGCGGAUCAAAUCGAAUCGGAGAAAGGGGAGACGAAGGAAGCACGCGUAGUGGGACGACACCAACUCUCACAAACAGCGCGUCUACUCGAUGGACUGCGUACUUCUGAGUCCGAUCCGAUUCCGGCGGAAACCCUUCAAGCAUUGACCGGGACUGCAUCUGAAGCUAUUGAGGCUUGCGUGGUCGCCCUUACAGCGGCAGGUGACUGCAUUCGCAUGGCCAAUCGCCAAACGUGGUAUUGGCGUCCCUCAUCUGACAACCGGGCACAACUAAGCCAGCGAGCCCAGAGUGCCCUCGAGGAUCUUCGUGCGACGCGCAAAAAAUUUAUUGAGAACACUACCAAGACUCUGGUUGACGAAUUUGGACCAUCAUUGAACAGCACGUCAGACGACGAAGGCGGACAUCGCAACCACCGCAUCGGGACCAUCGUGUUUGGUAUGGUGUUUGAGGAACUGUUGUCCACUACGAUGAAUCGCACGGAAGUCCUCCUGACCCAAAUUCUAAACGUUUUCCAGACGUGCGAGAAGACUCGCGUUUGGUGGCCGUUAAGCCUGAAAGCAUUCGGCACAUGGCUAGCAGGCAAGGGGAACAAAACACCUGCGAUGGCUCAAGCGGCCGAUGAUGAUCCGGAACAGGAGGUGGAUCAGACGAAAUUGGUUCAAGAGAAGCUACGACUCAGUCGUGGAUACCGCACCAAGCGCCGGGGUGUUGUGAGCCGAGUAAUUUUGGGGACAUACCACUGGUUCACCUCUGAUGAGGGACUGUAUGCCUUGCGCACGGUAGUCGUGACCAUUGCUCUUGGCAUCAUCUCAGCCAUCCCCAGUACGGCUGGGUUUUACUACCGCGAGAAAGGCAUGUGGGCGUUGAUCAUGGCGCAAACAGGCCUUGUGCCCUAUAUGGCCGAUUUUACCUUCUCUGUCAUUGCGCGAGUCAUAGGGACCGUCGCGGGUGGUGUACUGGGCUUGCUGGCAUGGUAUAUCGGAUCUGCAAAUGGCCCGGGUAAUCCAUACGGCCUUGCGGCUAUUAUGGGAGUAAUGCUCGUUAUAUUUCUUUGGGUCCGUCUAUAUUUACCUCCAAACCUUCUUCAAGGGGGUAUCAUGGGUGGUGCCACCUUCCUACUCGUGGUUGCAUAUAGCUUCGAUGAUACACACAUCCCGACUUACGGUAACCCCGGUGUCGGCUAUACCGUCUUCUGGCGCCGACUAUUGCUCGUUCUGAUCGGCAUCGGUGCUGGCAUCAUAGUCCAACUAUUCCCUCAUCCUCCCUCUGCGGCCAAACACAUCAGCAAAACCUUAUCCACCACUAUCCGCACCAUAUCAGACCACUACGCCCUACUCCUCUCUUGCUGGGGCCAGGAGAAUCAAACAGAUGGCCUUGCUCUAGCUGAGCCGAUCUCCCUUCGAAUGGCCGAAUCCCUCGUCAUGCUCGACGGCCCCAUCCAACUUCUCCGAUAUGAAUUUUCCAGCUCUCGCUUCGACAGCGACACCAUGGAUCAAGUGAAACGGAUCUGCCAUGGUCUGAACCGCAAUCUCGGCAGAUUGCUCUACCUCUCGGCGUCCCUACCUCGGGAAUACCGGGACCGACUGGCGAAAUUGACCGGUCUACUCGACCAUCGCUGCAUCGGAGAGGUCAUGGCCGUGCUAAGCGUCUGUGAACAGGCACUCAAAACAGGCGAUGCGCCGCCGGAGCUCUUACCUACCCCGCUGGUGCAGCGAUCAAUGGAGUAUUGGCGCGCUCAUUCCCUGGAUAUGAUUUUGUCGCCGGAGAUGCUGAGGGACGAGAACUAUCGCCGGUAUUGUGUUGGCAUCAGUGCCUAUGUGAAGUUCCUGGAUACCGUUGAUCAGUUGGUGUUGGUAAUUAAGGGUGCGGUAGGCGAGUCUCAUUUGGUCGCUUGGGAGCGGGCGGAGCCUGUGGUAUAA